AUGGACGAUCCCGCCCCGCCUUCAAGCAGACGCAAGGCGCGACUGCUAUGGCGUAGCGAUCUGGUCCUCCUCGAUGGCACCCGCCUACCAGGACUAGCUAUCGUCUCCUACGCCAAUCCAUUUGGCGGUCCAAGCAGCAACGAUGGCGCGGGCAACAGCAAGAUCCACGAGGAUGAGGCCGACCUUUGCCUGGCGUUGGAGAUGCUGCGCAACCAGCCUUUACGGAUCUCAUCCUUGAUCACUGAUCGUGGACUCGUAACGGAGCCAACGUCUGUCGCCUACAGUCACAAGCAGACUCAGACGCACUGGGUCGCAAGCGGAGAUGUUCACAUGUACAUCGAUCCGCACGAGCCCGUCACUUCGAGCUUCUUCCAGCGCAUCUUUUGCUUCGAUGCUGACUUUGUCGAGGAUUUGGGCGCGAAGCGAUCCGCGCAGGUGGUUAUGGUCUCCCUUCAACCGUCUUUGCUAGCCCCUCUGGUCGACUCUGCCGCAUCGGACCCUUUCGCCAUUGUCAACACACCCACUGCUUCUCACUCCGAGUUCGCCAUCUUUGCCCAACCAAUGCCCACGUCAGAUCAUGACGGCAAUACUUCCAUGCCCAUUCGUCUCGUUCUCGGCCGCAAAAUCACCGUUCAUGCAAGAAGGAUAGCCGCAGGUAUCGCUAGCAAAGAGCUUUCGCGAUCGCGCAGCUUUCACAGACAGCAGAGCAUCGGCUCGCAAAGUCUCCAUGAUGUAUUCAGUCAAGCAGGCUUGUCGCUUCCAGCGUUCGGCGGUGUUCCCACUCUGGCAUCGAACACAGCACCUCGCCCGGAUGACCCACUUCCACGUGGCUCGAUAUCAGCGCUCCUACAAGCUCGAUCGAAACGUAAACCUUCGCACACGGAACGUCACCGAGGUGCUGAGCCCGCCCCGACAGCUAGCUUGACACCAAUCGCUUCAGCAGGCACACAUACGCCAGGUCGAAGAGGCGAGAAGCGUCGCUUGAACUCAGAUCGAAAGAUUGCAGGCAGUCCAAGUCUCAAAGAGGCUCUAGACGACGAAGAAGACGUCAAGCCUCUCCUCUCGCCAACAAAAGCUAUCAAGCAACGAGCCGAUUGCAUUCUAUCCGAAUUGCCUCGACUGAAUCUCGGCAAGCAGCCAAUGAGAGCCAUUGUUGCUCCGGCUCGAAGCGGAACUCAGCUACUCGACGUCAAGCCGGUCAAAACGGAGUCUGUUUCGCCAAAGCCCUUCCUGGUCGAUUCCAAUAUUCAGCGAGAUGAAAGCGUCGAAAAAACGAACCGCAACAUCAUCAAGAAGAUCGUUCACACUCUGCUAGUCCGCGAGCACGGCCUCACCAAGUCUGACGCAGACUACAUCGCAACUUACAACCAGACAUGUUCAGGUACUUGGUGCACAUUCCGCAACAUCGCAACUGUCAAACCGCUCGCUAAGGAUGCUGUGGAAAAUGUUGUUCGCAUUCAUCUAUCAUUGUACUUGUAUUCUAGCCAAUCUUAA
This is a messenger RNA of Ustilago hordei, 1494 nucleotides long. RefSeq lists its product as uncharacterized. The transcript has a single exon. The record is from RefSeq and is a predicted model, not a curated record. Bases 1 to 1494 code for a protein of 497 amino acids. NCBI's taxonomy places the organism in Eukaryota, Fungi, Basidiomycota, Ustilaginomycetes, Ustilaginales, Ustilaginaceae.